Messenger RNA from Kwoniella mangroviensis CBS 8507, 1476 nucleotides. RefSeq lists its product as uncharacterized. Gene Ontology annotation, molecular function: transmembrane transporter activity. The coding region runs from base 1 to 1476 and encodes 491 amino acids. Gene Ontology annotation, biological process: transmembrane transport. The transcript has 7 exons. Lineage: Eukaryota; Fungi; Basidiomycota; Tremellomycetes; Tremellales; Cryptococcaceae. The record is from RefSeq and is a predicted model, not a curated record.
AUGGCUCAGCCACAACCAGCAGAACUGGAGAUCAGCAAGCAUGUCCCGAUUGAUGAUGUGCCUGCACUCAACUCAUACGAAGAAGAAGAAGAGGUCGAUCAUGCCUAUCUCGCUGCACCGAAACAAACCAGAAUCUUCAGAGGUGUCCUCCUCCAGAUGAUCCUCCUCGGAGCCUUGUCGUUCGUCGGACCAUCUCUCGCAGAUGCCAUCUCAGGUCUUGGAGGUGGUGGUCUGAAGGAUUCCGAUCUUGCAAACCUUGCGCGAGCCUUGAGUUCAACCAUGACUUGUAUUGUGACUCUCUUUGGUGGACCUUUGAUCAACAAGAUCGGAAUCAAGACCGGUUGUGUCAUCGCUUCCUUCGCAUUCUUCUUUACCGGUAGUGGAUACUAUGUGAACCUCAAAUACGGCGUCCAAGUUUAUCUGGUGAUCGCCCGAGUAAUUGUUGGAGGAUCAAACGGUUUCUUAUACGUUGCUGAAAGUACCGCUAUGUUGUCUUAUCCUCGAUUCCAGGAUAGAGGUACCUAUAUCAGUAUCUGGUCUGCCAUGCGAAACAGUGGAGGUAUCAUCGGUGGUGCCAUCAUCCUUGCGACCAACUACAAGACGAGCGGAGCAGGUGCAGUCAGUGCUGCCACAUACCUGAUCUUCCUUGGGUUCGAAGCUUCUGGACCUAUUUGGGCGUUCUUAUUGUCUCCAACUAAAAAGACUAGAAGACCAGAUGGUACCAAGAUCCCUACCUCGAAAGAGAUAACCUGGAAAUCGGAGUUGAAAGCUUUGGCAUUACACUUCAGACACCCUAGAGUGAGCUUCACCACUAUGCGGCUACAAUUGCACGCUUUUGUCGCCAACACUGAUUCUUGUUAUCUCCCAAACUUUACCUUCUUGGCCACUCAUUUCUCGGUCAGAGCUCGUGCUCUAGCUUCCUUCUUAGGACCUACCGGAGCUGUCUGUACCGCCCUGCUGUUUGGUCGAUUCCUCGACAGCAAAAGGAUCUCUCGAAAAGUCAAGAUCUGGCUAGGCAAGACCUUGGUACUGGUUCCACAACUCGCCAGUUUCAUCUGGGUCGGUAUUGAGUGGAACAAGUAUCCAAAUAAAGUCGCGUUGGAUUAUGAUCUGAGUCGAUCAACUUGGGCAGCAGCAUACCUCGGUCAGCUGCUCAUGCACUGUUCAGGAUUCUGUUUCCAAGUCUAUCUAUAUUGGAUUCUGGCUACUUUCUCAAACGAUCUCAAAGCAGCUUCCAGGAUCGGUGGCACUUUCCGUGCAUUCGAAUGUGCCGGUCAAGCCACAUCGUUCGGUUUGGUGUCUAAAUACCCUCGAGCCCUAAAGACUUUCUACUUCAACGCUUCUCUGAUUGUUCCUGCCACAAUCUUCAUGAUUAUAUUGGCUAAGUCAGUGCCUGAGACUCCGGCAGAGGUCGAUGAUAUGGUCAGAGGUCUAGACCAAGUGGCUGAAGACGAGAGUGUCGAGAGCAAACAGUAA